Molecule: messenger RNA, 4336 nt
Organism: Pelobates fuscus (common spadefoot toad)
Lineage: Eukaryota; Metazoa; Chordata; Amphibia; Anura; Pelobatidae
Product: sodium/potassium-transporting ATPase subunit alpha-2
Exons: 24
Coding region: 104-3166 (1020 amino acids)
Biological process (GO): intracellular sodium ion homeostasis; intracellular potassium ion homeostasis; potassium ion import across plasma membrane
Cellular component (GO): cell projection; sodium:potassium-exchanging ATPase complex; plasma membrane
Molecular function (GO): ATP hydrolysis activity; P-type sodium:potassium-exchanging transporter activity; ATP binding
Source: RefSeq, a predicted model, not a curated record
GACACAUAAAGCAAAGGAGAGAACGGCAGAGACAAAACAACAGAGGGACAAGACGGGGGACCACUGACUUCCCACCAGAGAAUUUCCCAGGGAACAUAAAAAGAUGGGGAGAGGGGAUGGACGGGAGUAUUCGCCAGCCGCCACCAACGCGGACAAUGGUGGGGGCAAAAAGAAGCAGAAAGAGAAGGAAAUGGAUGAGCUGAAGAAAGAAGUGACGAUGGAAGAUCAUAAACUAACUUUGGAAGAAGUGGCACGAAAAUAUGGAACUGAUCUGGUGAAGGGUUUGACAAACGCUCGCGCAGCAGAGGUAUUGGCCCAAGAUGGACCUAACGCCCUAACACCACCUCCAACCACUCCAGAGUGGGUGAAGUUUUGCCGCCAGUUGUUUGGUGGCUUUUCCAUUCUCCUCUGGAUUGGUGCAAUCCUCUGCUUCCUGGCGUAUGGAAUUCAAAUUGCAAUGGAGGAUGAACCUAUUAAUGACAAUUUGUACCUCGGAGUGGUCUUGGCCGCUGUUGUCAUUGUCACAGGAUGUUUCUCUUAUUAUCAAGAAGCAAAAAGUUCAAAGAUCAUGGAUUCUUUCAAAAACAUGGUACCCCAGCAAGCACUCGUCAUCCGAGAAGAGGAAAAGAUUCAAAUCAAUGCUGAGCAUGUAGUGGUCGGUGACCUGGUGGAGAUAAAGGGAGGAGACCGUGUACCUGCAGAUAUCAGAAUUAUCUCAUCACAUGGUUGCAAGGUGGACAAUUCGUCUUUGACUGGAGAGUCUGAACCACAAACCCGAUCACCAGAAUUCACUCAUGAAAACCCACUGGAGACCAGAAAUAUUUCUUUCUUCUCCACCAACUGUGUAGAAGGUACAGCCAAGGGUAUUGUCAUAGCCACUGGAGACCGCACAGUGAUGGGCAGGAUUGCCACUCUGGCUUCAGGUCUAGAAAUGGGCCGAACACCUAUUGCCAUGGAGAUAGAACACUUUAUCCACAUCAUCACUGGAGUCGCUGUCUUCCUGGGGGUCUCCUUUUUCGUCCUGUCACUUAUCCUAGGGUACUCUUGGCUGGAGGCAGUCAUCUUCCUUAUCGGAAUCAUUGUGGCUAAUGUGCCAGAGGGUCUUCUGGCCACUGUGACAGUGUGCCUGACACUAACAGCUAAGAGGAUGGCCCGUAAGAAUUGCCUGGUUAAAAAUCUGGAAGCGGUGGAGACCCUUGGAUCGACCUCCACCAUCUGUUCCGAUAAAACAGGGACAUUGACACAGAAUCGAAUGACCGUCGCACACAUGUGGUUUGACAAUCAGAUUCAUGAAGCAGAUACCACAGAGGAUCAGUCAGGUGCCACCUUUGAUAAACGUUCCCUGACCUGGACUGCCCUGUCCCGCAUCGCUGGCCUCUGUAACCGCGCUGUAUUCAAAGUUGGCCAAGAAAACACACCUAUCUCAAAAAAAGAAACUGCAGGGGAUGCCUCUGAGUCUGCCCUGCUCAAAUGCAUUGAGCUGUCUUGUGGAUCUGUGAAGAAGAUGAGAGACCGCAAUCCCAAAGUGGCUGAAAUUCCAUUUAAUUCUACAAACAAGUACCAGCUGUCAAUUCACGAGCGAGAAGACAAUCCGGAAGGCCACCUACUGGUGAUGAAAGGAGCCCCGGAAAGAAUCCUUGACCGGUGUUCCACCAUCAUGGUACAUGGCCAGGAGGUGACUCUGGAGGAGGAAAUGAAGGACGCUUUCCAAAAUGCUUAUUUUGAGCUUGGAGGACUGGGGGAGAGAGUAUUAGGCUUCUGCCAGGGGCACAUGUCUCCCACAGAUUUUCCACGUGGAUUUAAAUUUGACACUGAUGAACUCAACUUUCCCACCGAUAACCUGUGCUUCAUAGGGCUCAUUUCCAUGAUAGACCCUCCAAGAGCUGCCGUACCUGACGCAGUUGGAAAAUGCCGCAGCGCAGGAAUCAAGGUGAUUAUGGUCACUGGUGACCAUCCGAUUACAGCAAAGGCCAUUGCUAAAGGUGUGGGCAUUAUCUCAGAGGGAAACGAGACGGUGGAGGACAUUGCAGCUCGGCUAAACAUCCCGGUUAAUCAGGUGAACCCCAGAGAGGCCAAGGCUUGUGUGGUCCAUGGUUCUGACCUUAAAGACAUGACGUCUGAACAGUUGGAUGACAUUCUGAAAAACCACACAGAGAUCGUGUUUGCCCGGACAUCCCCUCAGCAGAAGCUGAUCAUUGUGGAGGGCUGCCAGAGAAUGGGCGCCAUUGUAGCUGUAACUGGUGAUGGUGUGAACGAUUCCCCAGCUUUGAAGAAGGCCGACAUUGGCGUGGCUAUGGGUAUAGCAGGAUCUGAUGUCUCAAAGCAAGCUGCAGACAUGAUCUUAUUGGAUGACAACUUUGCGUCCAUUGUGACUGGAGUGGAGGAAGGACGUCUAAUUUUUGAUAACCUGAAGAAGUCCAUUGCGUACACGUUGACCAGUAACAUCCCAGAGAUUACCCCUUUUCUAUUCUUCAUCAUUGCCAACAUCCCCCUGCCACUGGGCACAGUUACCAUCCUCUGUAUAGAUCUGGGCACUGACAUGGUACCUGCUAUCUCCCUGGCCUAUGAAGCUGCCGAGAGUGACAUCAUGAAGAGACAACCAAGAAACCCCAAGACCGACAAACUGGUGAACGAGCGGCUAAUUAGCAUGGCAUAUGGACAAAUUGGAAUGAUCCAGGCACUCGGCGGAUUCUUCACCUAUUUUGUAAUCCUGGCAGAGAAUGGAUUUCUGCCUUCACGUUUGCUAGGGAUCCGCCUAGACUGGGAUGACAGAUCUUGCAAUGAUGUUGAAGACAGCUAUGGGCAGGAAUGGACCUACGAGCAACGUAAGGUGGUGGAGUUUACAUGUCACACUGCAUUCUUCGCCAGUAUUGUGGUUGUCCAAUGGGCUGAUCUGAUCAUCUGUAAAACCAGGCGCAACUCAGUCUUCCAGCAAGGAAUGAAGAAUAAGAUUUUGAUCUUCGGAUUGCUGGAAGAGACUGCUCUGGCUGCCUUCUUAUCAUACUGUCCCGGAAUGGACGUAGCUCUAAGAAUGUAUCCACUAAAAGUUACCUGGUGGUUCUGUGCCUUCCCUUACAGUCUGCUUAUCUUCCUGUAUGAUGAAGUGCGGAAGUUUAUCUUGCGUCGUGAUCCAGGAGGUUGGGUGGAGAAAGAAUCAUACUAUUGAGGAGUCUGUUUCAAAUGGAACACUCCAAGUUGAAGCUCUUAGGCUUUAUAUUCUUAGACGGAAGUUUGACUGAACGGUACAGAGAGAAGAAAACCAACUUAUUAAUUAAACUCAAGUUCCAAUUUUCCAGCACCAGUUCCAGCUGUUCCUUUACAACGAGUUCCUCUACAAAGAGGGAUAGCAGAUUAACAAGAGACAAUCUAUAUUUGAUUGUAGAGCUAAGGGUGGACUUGGCCAACUUUUGAAGAAAUACAUUUCCCCUAAUCAAGGAAGAAUAACAUCUUCCAUAGCUGAAAAGUCUGCUACCAUCGGAUUUAACAUCAAUGAAACCAACCUUCCAAAAUAACAUAGUGCAGGCUGUCUUGAAAAUAUGAAAACACGACUUGCAAUGUUUUGUAAAUUCGGCUAAAAACAUGCACUCUUCCAAGGUCACCUUCCUUUGUCCAUUCUACGUGAUAUGUGUGAUAAAAUGUAGAUUCUUAUUUUUGGCUUUCCUCAAGAGCCCCCCUCAAAAUACUUCACCCACCUACCCAAUAGGUUUACAAAUAUAUUUCUAUAAAUAUGGAAAUGGGAUGGUCAUGUUAUUAAGACACUUCUAGAAACACAAGAAUGGAUAUAUAUAACCCAUGCACAUGAUUUCCCAGUGUAAUUUGUAGUACAACUUCACAUCACUGGGACAAGGACAUCUGAGCAAACAUAGACUAUUCAUUCAUGAUCUUCCACACAUAACUCCAACUCCAAAAUGAUACUUAGUAAUUCUCUGCAGAGGAGAUAUUUAACUUUAUGGGGGGACAACGUCUGCAUAAGGGAUUGGUGAACUAGACCCUCAUGUUCUAAACUUUUCAACUUGGGUUAUUGAUCCAACUAGUCUUACAUUGACUGUCCCAGUGGAUUUUAACUCAGUGCAAAGGACCAUUUAUCAUUUAUUCUAGCGAAUAGAGUGGAAUGAAAUUGGGGUUUUGCAUAAUUUUGAUGUUGCCACUGGAGUGAAGACUCUCCAAAUUAUCACCCCUUCUUAAUACUCUCUAUCAUAUACGUUAUCUAACAAUUUCAGCAAUGAUCAUUUUAAUUGAGGUCCUUGGUAUAACUAUUGAUAUCAAUAAUGAGCAAAACUGUUUCAAAUUUAUGUAAUCUCAUGCAUGAAACCUGUGUACAAGAAAGUAAAAAAAA